Ipomoea nil (Japanese morning glory) is the source of this 1050-nucleotide messenger RNA. RefSeq names its product protein FAR1-RELATED SEQUENCE 5-like. The record is from RefSeq and is a predicted model, not a curated record. The coding region runs from base 1 to 1050 and encodes 349 amino acids. Gene Ontology annotation, biological process: regulation of DNA-templated transcription. The transcript is spliced from 5 exons. NCBI's taxonomy places the organism in Eukaryota, Viridiplantae, Streptophyta, Magnoliopsida, Solanales, Convolvulaceae.
AUGGACGCCGGUGAAACAAGUAGCAAGGGACCAUCCAUGAACGCCGACGACUAUGUAUUCGCGGAGGCAGCAAUUCAUGAGGAAGACCAAAUUGCAGCGGAUGAGGGAACUGAGCCCGAUCACGGAAUAUAUCUUGGAAUAACAGAAGAAACCAUCCCAGAAUGUGAGCAGUCAUUAAAGCCUUACAGGGGUCAACAUUUUGAGAACGUAGAGCAAGCUGUUGAGUUUUACAAAAAGUACGCACAAGAGAUAAAUCGAAAGCUUGAUAUUGGACAUAAAGUAUUCAUAGCAAACUGUGGAAAAAUAAACAUAGGAGCAACAACAGCAUUCAAGAUAUUCAAUGAGAUGGGGGGAGGUGCAAAUAUGGGGCUUACAUGCGUAGAGUUCAGAAAUUGCAAGCGAGACGUAAAUGCAAAGUUUGAUGAAGCAGAUGCACAAGCAGUGAUAGACAAGUACGCAAAGAAGCAAGCGUUGUAUCCAAGUUUCACAUUUGAGUACGAUGUCGACGAGGAAAACCAGCUACGCAGGGUGUUCUGGGCAGACCAAACGGCUAAAACACAAUACAACUGCUUCGGAGAUAUGGUGUCAAUCGAUGCAACGUACCGAACCAACAGGUACAAACUGGUAUUUGUGCCAUUCACCGGGAUAGACAACCACAAGAAGCGCGUAACUUUUGCGGCAGGCCUUAUAGCAAAGGAAGACAUCGCAUCUUACGUGUGGCUCCUAGAUGCAUUUAAACGAUGUAUGGUUGGUGGGAAAUUAGCAAAAGACGAAAAGUUCAGAAAGGAAUUAAAUGCAAUCGUCUGGGACAAAACCUUGGGAUGUGAGGAGUAUGAAAUACAGUGGAACACAUUAAUGACAGAAUACAGCCUCGAAGAGCACAAGUGGUUCAAACAAAUGUACGAGAUCAGAUCAAGUUGGAUAGAGGCGUACUACAAUGACGUGUUCAUGGGAGGGCUAAUGCGAACUACAUCCAGAUCAGAGUCAGAAAAUGGACUAUUUGGGGACUGCAUCAACACACAUGGAACAUUGUUAGAAUUCUUCACCUAG